AUGGUUGAACCUGUAGGCAACCAGUAUGUUGUGGCUCGACCAGUGUACUCUGAACUCUUGUUUGAUGAAGAACAUCAGAAAGUGCAUAGAUAUCACAAAACCUUUCUGGAUAAUCUUCGAGUAUGCUUUAGCUGCUCUCCACAAAAAGCAAAGAAAAUGGUUUUUGAACUGUUUCCUCUCCUCUCCUGGCUACCUGCAUAUCGCUUUAAGGCCUGGAUUCUCAGUGACAUUGUUUCAGGAAUUAGCACUGGGCUAGUAGCUGUCCUACAAGGUCUAGCAUUUGCAUUGCUGGUAAAUAUCCCUCCGGGCUAUGGACUCUAUGCAGCCUUCUUCCCAGUUAUUAUGUAUUUUUUCUUUGGCACAUCCAGACAUAUAUCAGUUGGUCCUUUCCCUGUUCUGAGUUUGAUGGUAGGAGGAGCAGUUUUAACAGUAGUCCCUGAUACACCUGGGAACAGCACACAAGCCAAUGAAUCACAGUUAAUAAAUGACAAGAGAGUAAUGGUGGCAGCAUCAGUGACAAUGCUAGCAGGCAUCUUCCAGCUGCUGUUUGGCGUCCUGCGGAUUGGCUUCAUAGUCAUUUAUUUAUCUCAGUCAUUAAUAAGUGGAUUCACUACUGCUGCAGCCAUCCAUGUUGUCGUGUCCCAACUGAAAUUCAUCUUUCAAUUGCCAGUCCCUGGGUUUAAUACACCACUGGGAAUCAUAUGGACCCUAAAAAGUGUUUUUGAGCAGAUUACAGACACAAACAUUGCAGACCUUGUCACUGCACUCAUCAUCUUGGUCAUCGUGUUCGUGGUGAAAGAAAUUAAUGAGCGCUUCAAAGCCAAGCUCCCAGCACCUAUCCCUAUUGAACUCAUUGUGACGGUCAUAGCAGCUGGGGUAUCCUAUGCUUGUAAUUUCAAAGAGAGAUUCAAGGUAGAUGUUAUUGGAAAACUAGAGAGAGGGUUUCAAGCCCCAAUUACACCAAGUAUGAGUGUCUUCGAAAGCUGUGUAGGUGAUUGUUUCUCCAUUGCAAUUGUUGGCUUUGCUGUAGCCUUUUCUGUAGCUAAAGUAUAUUCCAUCAAGCACGAUUAUCCCAUAGAUGCCAACCAGGAAUUAAUUGCCUUUGGACUAAGCAACAUCUUUGGUGGUGCAUUCAAAGGAUUUGCUGCAAGCACAUCACUGUCAAGGUCUGGUGUACAGGAGAGCACAGGAGGCAAAACACAGAUUGCCGGCUUCCUUUCUGCAAUCAUUGUGAUGAUUGUCAUCUUGGCCAUCGGUCACCUCUUGGAACCAUUGCAAAAGUCAGUUCUUGCAGCUUUGGCUCUUGGCAAUUUGAAAGGAAUGCUGAUGCAGUUCAAAGAGAUAGGAAUUUUAUGGAAAAAGGACAGAUAUGACUGUAUUAUCUGGGUCGUGACCUUCCUCGCUGCUAUUUUGCUGGGGCUGGAUCUUGGACUAGCAGCUGGAGUAGGAUUUCAACUCUUGACCGUUGUCUUCCGUGCACAAUUUCCAAAAUGCACAGUUCUGGCUAAUGUUGGAAGAAGUGACAUCUAUAGAAACAGAAAAGAUUAUACAGAUAUAUAUGAGCCAGAGGGAGUGAAGAUUUUCAGGUGUCCAUCCCCAGUCUUCUUUGCUAAUGUUGGGUUCUUCAAGGACAAAUUGACUGCAGCGGUUGGUUUUAAUCCACUGAGGGUGCUGCGCAAGCGUAACAAAGCUCUGAGGAAAAUCAGGCAGAUGCUGAAGAAAGGAGAGCUUCAAGUCACACCUAAAGGUUUUCUUUGCACUGUUAAUAGUGUGAAUUAUUCAGAUGAAGAAGAACUGGACAACAACACAAUUGAAGAACUGGAUAAGCCCACAGAUACCAAAGAUUUGCCAAUUCAGAUAGACUGGAACACAAACCUUCCUCCCAACAUCAUAGUUCCUAGAGUUGAUACCCACAGCCUCAUUCUUGAUUUCUCAGCCGUAUCAUUUCUUGAUGUUUCUGCUAUGAGAGUCCUCAGAGAGACUAUAAAAGAAUUUGUCCGAAUAGAUGUGGAUGUAUACAUUGUGGGAGCCCAUGAAGGACUUCUGGAUAAAUUGGAAAGAUGCGGGUUUUUUGAUGAUGAAAUUAAACCAUCCAUUUUUUUCCUUACCAUUCAUGAUGCAGUUUUAUAUAUAUUGGUAAAAAAGGAUAUUGCAGUUGGCUCACCAAAGUUCAAACCCAAUAUGCAGAAACAGAGCAAUGAUCACUAUAUAAUCAGUACAAAUGGAGGACUACGCAAUCGGGCUUCAUCAGAAACAAAAUUCUAA
This is a messenger RNA of Hemicordylus capensis (graceful crag lizard), 2265 nucleotides long. RefSeq names its product solute carrier family 26 member 3 (gene SLC26A3). Lineage: Eukaryota; Metazoa; Chordata; Lepidosauria; Squamata; Cordylidae. The record is from RefSeq and is a predicted model, not a curated record. Gene Ontology annotation, biological process: transmembrane transport. The coding region runs from base 1 to 2265 and encodes 754 amino acids. Gene Ontology annotation, cellular component: membrane. Gene Ontology annotation, molecular function: chloride transmembrane transporter activity; secondary active sulfate transmembrane transporter activity; bicarbonate transmembrane transporter activity. The transcript has 20 exons.